This is a messenger RNA of Diospyros lotus (date-plum), 3374 nucleotides long. Its product is annotated as 110 kDa U5 small nuclear ribonucleoprotein component CLO. The coding region runs from base 142 to 3108 and encodes 988 amino acids. The transcript has 11 exons. Gene Ontology annotation, biological process: mRNA splicing, via spliceosome. The record is from RefSeq and is a predicted model, not a curated record. Gene Ontology annotation, molecular function: GTPase activity; U5 snRNA binding; GTP binding. Gene Ontology annotation, cellular component: U2-type catalytic step 2 spliceosome; cytosol; U4/U6 x U5 tri-snRNP complex. Lineage: Eukaryota; Viridiplantae; Streptophyta; Magnoliopsida; Ericales; Ebenaceae.
GCAAAAUGAUAUAUCCUAAUAAUUUAGCCGUAUUCGAUCUUUUUCCGAAUAAAACAGAAGCUAGGGUUCGAUUUCGUUCUUCUCUGCGUUCACUCUGCCAUCGUCACUGUCGAUCUCCAAUCCAACAGAUUCAGAAGUACCAUGGACGAAAGCUUGUAUGAUGAAUUUGGGAACUACAUCGGACCGGAAAUUGAGUCGGAUCAGGAGAGUGACAGAGAGGAGGAGGACGAAGACCUCCCUGAUAAGGAUGAUGACGAGGAAGAUGUGUCCGGUGGUGAGGAUGCAGGUGGUGCAGCCAAUGGGUGGAUGACUACCACUAAUGAUGUUGACAUGGAUAAUCAAAUUGUCCUUGCUGAGGACAAGAAGUACUAUCCGACCGCAGAAGAAGUUUAUGGCGAAGAAGUCGAAACAUUGGUCAUGGAUGAAGAUGAGCAGCCCCUUGAACAACCAAUAAUUAAUCCAGUCAAGAAUAUCAAGUUUGAGUUGGGCGUUAAGGAUUCUUCUACUUACGUGUCAACCCAAUUUCUUUUAGGGCUUAUGUCAAACCCUUCUUUGGUUCGGAAUGUUGCCUUGGUAGGACACUUACAGCAUGGGAAAACCCUUUUCAUGGAUAUGUUGGUUGAGCAGACACAUCAUAUUUCAACAUUUGAUCAAAACAGUGAGAAGCAUAUGAGAUAUACAGAUACAAGAAUAGAUGAGCAAGAGAGAAAAAUAUCAAUCAAGGCAGUUCCCAUGUCACUUGUUCUUGAAGACAGCAAUUCAAAAUCAUAUCUCUGUAAUAUCAUGGAUACCCCUGGUCAUGUCAACUUCUCUGAUGAAAUGACUGCUGCUCUCAGGCUUGCCGAUGGUGCUGUCUUGAUUGUUGAUGCCGCCGAAGGAGUAAUGGUUAAUACAGAAAGGGCUAUACGUCAUGCAAUUCAGGAACGCCUUCCUAUUGUAGUUGUAAUCAAUAAGGUUGACAGGCUGAUUACUGAACUAAAACUGCCCCCAAAGGAUGCUUACCAUAAGCUCCGGCAUACAAUUGAAAUCAUCAAUAACCACAUAUCUGCUGCAUCUUCAACUGCUGGAAAUGUCCAAGUUAUUGAUCCAGCUGUUGGAAAUGUUUGUUUUGCAAGUGCCAGUGCUGGAUGGUCUUUUACUCUGCAUUCAUUUGCUAAAUUAUAUGUUAAACUCCAUGGUAUACCAUUUGAUGCUAAUAAAUUUGCAUCACGUCUUUGGGGAGAUUACUACUUUGAUUCUGAUGCUAGAGCAUUUAGGAAGAAACAACCUGCAAGUGGCGUUGAAAGGUCGUUUGUCCAGUUUGUGCUAGAACCGCUAUACAAAAUAUAUAGCCAAGUAAUUGGAGAACAUAAGAAGAGUGUGGAGGCAACUCUUGCUGAACUUGGUGUGACUCUCAGCAAUGCAGCUUACAAACUAAAUGUUAGGCCUUUGCUUAGAUUGGCUUGCAGUUCUGUUUUUGGCUCCGCAACUGGCUUUACUGAUAUGAUAGUUCAUCACAUUCCUUCUGCUCAAGAGUCGGCUACUGGGAAGGUUGAACACAUUUAUACUGGCCCAAAGGACUCUGCUAUUUGCAAGGCCAUGGAAGAAUGUGAUCCUUCUGGCCCUCUGAUGGUUAAUAUCACCAAACUGUAUCCUAAAUCUGACUGCAGUGUUUUUGAUGCUUUUGGAAGGGUUUAUAGUGGUGAAAUCCAGACAGGGCAGACCGUGCGGGUUUUGGGGGAAGGCUAUUCGCCAGAUGAUGAGGAGGACAUGACAGUGAAAGAAGUAACAAAACUAUGGGUUUAUCAGGCUCGUUACAGGAUUCCCAUCAGCAAGGCUCCUCCUGGUUCUUGGGUUCUCAUUGAAGGUGUGGACGCAUCUAUCAUGAAAACUGCCACACUCUGUAAUCUGGACUAUGACGAGGAUGUGUAUAUAUUUCGGCCUCUGCAGUUCAAUACUCUUCCUGUAGUCAAAACAGCCACUGAGCCACUAAAUCCAAGUGAACUGCCCAAAAUGGUGGAGGGUCUUAGGAAAAUCAGCAAAAGCUAUCCUCUGGCCAUAACCAAAGUUGAGGAAUCAGGGGAGCACACAAUUCUAGGUACUGGAGAGUUGUAUCUGGAUUCUAUAAUGAAAGACCUUAGGGAACUCUAUUCAGAAGUAGAAGUCAAGGUGGCAGAUCCUGUUGUUUCAUUCUGUGAAACAGUGGUGGAGUCUUCAUCAUUGAAAUGUUUUGCUGAAACACCCAACAAGAGAAACAAGAUAACUAUGAUUGCAGAACCAUUGGAGAGAGGACUUGCUGAGGACAUUGAGAAUGGUGUUGUAAGCCUUGAUUGGCCCCGAAAGAAACUUGGUGACUUUUUCCAGACAAAAUAUGAUUGGGAUUUGCUUGCUGCUCGUGGCAUCUGGGCAUUUGGGCCUGACAAGCAGGGACCGAACAUUCUAUUGGAUGAUACACUUUCAAGUGAAGUGGACAAGACACUGCUGAAUGCCGUUAAAGAUUCUAUUGUUCAAGGAUUCCAAUGGGGUGCCCGAGAAGGUCCCCUGUGUGAUGAACCCAUUAGAAAUGUCAAGUUCAAAAUAGUUGAUGCGAGGAUAGCACCUGAACCUUUGCAUCGGGGUAGCGGUCAAAUUAUCCCAACAGCUCGACGUGUGGCCUACUCGGCCUUCCUUAUGGCAACGCCCAGGCUAAUGGAGCCAGUAUACUAUGUGGAGAUACAAACACCCAUUGAUUGUGUAUCUGCAAUCUACACUGUGUUGUCACGGAGGCGUGGGCAUGUUACAGCGGAUGUUCCUCAACCGGGAACCCCAGCUUAUAUUGUCAAGGCAUUUUUACCAGUGAUUGAAUCAUUUGGCUUUGAGACAGACAUGAGGUAUCAUACUCAAGGCCAGGCAUUCUGUCUCUCAGUAUUUGAUCACUGGGCUAUAGUACCUGGUGACCCUCUUGACAAGAGUAUAGUACUAAGACCACUUGAGCCUGCUCCAAUUCAACACCUGGCUCGUGAGUUCAUGGUGAAGACAAGACGUAGAAAGGGAAUGAGUGAAGAUGUGAGCAUCAACAAGUUCUUCGACGAAGCUAUGGUUGUCGAGCUAGCACAGCAGGCAGCUGAUCUUCAUCAGCAGAUGAUGUGAGACGAGAUUGUAGGCUACACAAUUUAUUCUUCUUGUUCCGUGUCUCAAUGGAGCAGUUUUCUAGUGCAAGGCUGGGACCGUGGUGGUUGUGUUUCUCUGUAGCAUUUUUGUACCUUAGGUAAGGAAUUAUAUGUAGGUUUCUUACUUAAAUGUUAAAUUACCAUAUGAAAUAGCCUCUCUGUAUUGGAUUCUUUCAUACGACAUACUACUUAUGAUUUUGGAUCCUUUGAGGAAGAAGAGCAAACCAAAAUAUGUUGCAUUUUGCA